AACAUGUUAUGCAUGAACUUCAUCUCUAUAUUGGACAGUGCUCUAUAAUCCUGGUCCUGGAGGGUUUACAUGGUGUGCAUAGAUGAUAGAUGAUAGAUGAUAAAUUGAUUAACUCACCUGCUAUUCAAUUUAUCAUCUAUAAGGGGAACUCACAUUCUGCAAAUAGAGACAUGGCACUUUGUGUUGCACAUUGCAGGCAGAACAUUAACUUUCAACUCUAUAUAUGUGAGCCCUCUUUUGUUAUUUGAAUUUUUAGUAACAAAAUUCAUAGAAGACUCACAAAAACUCCGAUUCCCAACAAAAGCUUUUCGUUUAUUACGUUAACGCCCCUCAAACGGACCUAUCGAAGCAUCCGCCACCUCCCAAUGACUUCACUUCCCACUAUCCCACCGCACUCGCCCUUGCAAAGCUUGCUACUAGCGGUGUCACAGCAGAUACAAAACAGCAUGGAAGGUGACAGUUACUAAAGUCAUAGUUGGGGCAAUGAAACAGAAAAUAAUGUUACAGACAGUGCCUCCAGGAUCUGAAGACGUUAGCUACACGAAAGUGUUCAACUUUCAAGAGUUUUAUAUUCAAAACGUGGACACACUUUGAACAUUGUCGUGACAGAUCGCUAUUUAGCUAGCUUGCUAACCCUGCUAGCUAAGUUAUUUUGGUGUGCAGAAUCAAAUCGAUAGCCGUCGCUAAACUCAAGAACGGCGUAGGGUGGAGACAGGCUGCCAACUGAAUAUUUAAAUAAAACGUCUAAAUUAAUUUAAAAAAUAAGGAAACCCUGAAGGAUCCACCGGGGGUGCUAGGAUAUCGACAAGGUAGUUGGCGUUGCCGCCCCCCGGUGGCCGGUGUGUAUGAGUGUGGGCAGCGGCUGGUGAGCGUCGUAGUCCACGGGGAUGGGGAAUGGAGUCCAGCAACACCAGGCAACACCACUCACACAAGGAGAGGUGCUGCCACGGCCCUCUGACAGCCAGGCAGAGGGUCUAAAGCCCCAGACACGGUCUGUGGUUAACUCCCUCCUCUCAGGGGCCUUAGCUGGAGCCUUGGCCAAAACCGCUGUGGCCCCGCUGGAUAGAACCAAGAUAAUCUUCCAAGUGUCCUCAGCAAGAUUCUCUGCCAAGGAGGCGUAUAGGUUGAUCUAUCGGACCUACCUGAAGGAUGGCUUCCUCAGCCUGUGGCGGGGAAACUCUGCCACCAUGGUACGGGUCAUCCCCUACGCUGCCAUCCAGUUCUGUGCUCACGAGCAGUACAAGAGACUACUGGGAGGAUACUUCGGCUUCCAGGGCAAAGCCCUGCCGCCGGUGCCAAGGUUACUGGCGGGUUCUAUGGCCGGUACCACAGCUGCCAUGCUGACCUACCCUCUGGACAUGGUGCGAGCCAGGAUGGCUGUCACGCCCAAGGAGAUGUACAGUAACAUAAUCCAUGUGUUUGUGCGUAUCUCUCGUGAGGAGGGUUUGAAGACGCUGUAUCGUGGUUUCACCCCCACCAUCCUGGGCGUGGUGCCCUACGCUGGACUUAGCUUCUUCACCUACGAGACACUCAAGAAAAUGCAUGCGGAGCGGAGCGGUCGCCCCCAGCCCUACUCGUACGAGAGGUUGGUGUUCGGGGCAUGCGCAGGUCUCCUGGGCCAAUCGGCCUCCUACCCGUUGGAUGUGGUGCGGCGGCGCAUGCAGACGGCGGGCGUGACGGGGCACACCUACGGCACCAUCCUGGGUACCAUGCGGGACAUCGUGGCGGAGGAGGGCGUGGUGCGUGGCCUCUACAAGGGCCUCAGUAUGAACUGGGUCAAAGGGCCCAUCGCUGUGGGCAUCAGCUUCACCACCUUUGACAUGACACAGAUCCUUCUGAAGAAGUUGUACCAGCUGAGGUAUAAUAACAGGUAACCAGUAGGGAGAGACUGGUGGAGAGAUGGAGAAGGCAACGGCCAGGGAGUGAAGACCAUAGAUAAUAGCAGGACAGUCGCUCUAUGAGAACCUCAGCACAAACGACGUGAAGGCCAGGAUGAGAAAAAAAAACGUUGUCGCUUUCUAAGGUCAAGGCAUGAUGGAUUGGGGAAUGUGUGAUUGAGUGAUCCAGGUCAGCACUGUGGACACACACACACACACACACACACACACAGUGUGUGCAAUGAAUGUCUUCAACUUUGUGUAUGUACAUGGAGGCAUGAAGUCUCAUAAGAGGUACAUUGGGUGGAUCAUAAUAUACACUGUCAUCCUGUACAUCGUGUUCAGGUGCAAUAUGUUCAGUUAUUCAAAAUGCACAAUGAUCUGCAUAUGUAAAGGUCUAGGUUACCUGUGUGUGUGUGUGAGAGACUGUGUGUGUGACUGUGACAGACAACGCACACCUUCCGGGUGUCUCCCUUGCCUUGCGUCCCUACUUGAAGAGGGGAUCUUCCAACAGUCUGGAUCAGAUGAGUUGUUCCUAUCUAUCUCCUUCCACAUGAGUUGGAUUUGUCUUUUAUCAAACCACAAUGUACCCCCAUGAGAUUUAGUUUUGUUUGGUUGAUGAUUUUUGUUUAAUGAGUUAUACCAAAGUAUAUACAAGAGGGGCAUUGUAAUUAAUAAUGAUUUAUGACUAGAGAAGAUUGAUAUUAAUAACAUAUUUUCUUUGGUACAGUGAAGUUCUCACAAGAAAUAUACACAGUGUACAAAACAUGUCCAUGACAUAAACUGACCAGGUGAAUCCAGGUGAAAGCUAUGAUCCCUUGAUGUCACCUGUUAAAUCCACUUCAAUCAGUGUAGACAAAGGGGAGGUGACAGGUUAAAGAAGGAUUUUUAAGCCUUGAGACAAUUGAGACAUGGAUUGUAUAUGUGUGCCAUUCAGAGGGUGAAUGGACAAGACAAAAUAUUUAAGUGCCUUUGAACAGGGUAUGGUAGUAGGUGCCAGGUGCACCAGUUUGUGUCAAGAACUGCAACGCUGUUGAGUUUUUCGCACUCAAGUUUCCUGUGUGUAUCAAGAACGGUCCACCACCCAAAAAGACAUCCUGCCAACUUGACACAACUGUGAAAAGCAUUGGAAUCAACAUGGGUCAGCCUCCCUGUGGAACGCUUUCAACACCUUGUAGAGUCCAUGCCUUGGACAAAUUGAGGCUGUUCUGAGGGCAGAAGGGGGUGCAACAUAAUAUUGGGGAGGUGAACCUAAUAUUUUGUACACUCGGAGUGCAAUGAAUACAGUGAGUGACAAUACACAGCUGUUUUUUCACUGACCUACUAACCUGCAGAAAAUGAGUUGAACUAACUGACAUAUAUGGGUUAACCUAACAGCCAA
This is a messenger RNA of Salmo salar (Atlantic salmon), 3258 nucleotides long. RefSeq names its product solute carrier family 25 member 42 (gene slc25a42). The record is from RefSeq and is a predicted model, not a curated record. NCBI's taxonomy places the organism in Eukaryota, Metazoa, Chordata, Actinopteri, Salmoniformes, Salmonidae. Gene Ontology annotation, biological process: transmembrane transport. Gene Ontology annotation, cellular component: mitochondrial inner membrane.